GUGUGUGGUGAAUAAUGCUCACACCUUAUGUUGAAUCCGUGUAGAACCAAAUAACGAUCUCUGAUGGACUCAACCUCGUAGAGACGUUGUUGCUACGAUAACACCUCUGUUUGCCUUACCGUAGCGUAUUGUAAACCUGAAUAUAUGGCCCAUUGAUGGACAGGUGAGAAGGACCUAACGACCUACCUAGGCACUUGCUAACUUCCAAGAUACCUCCCUCAGGGCAAGGCGAUUAUACGGGCUUGAAACCUCGCCGAAAUCACUGUUUCCGUUUCAAAACCUGAAAGUUUGUGAAUGAAAACCAACGCGGACAAUGGGAAAAGAAUACACAAGUAUAGACCGUAGAAACAUCAUACCAGCCCUGGAGUCCCGGCUCUCCGCCCGCCAGCCCCCGCUUAACGGACCACAGGUCCAGCUCUUCCGCAUCAACUCGCCCCCAAAAGCGGCACCGCCGACUCCGACUCCCAAGAUGUCUGAUUCGGGGUCGGAUGAGGGGUCUUGUGCAGGCGAACAGCAACAACACGGCCCCGCAACCAAGCCCGUCGACGAUGUCGUCUUCAUGCUCCAGAAACGCAUCCAGAUCAUGCAGUCCAUCAUCGACCAGCUCCGCGCGUCUAUCAAAGAGCGCCAGCACUGGGAGGAAGACGCCAAGACGGCGCGGCAGGAGCUCGAGAGGGCGAGGCGGAGGAUCGGGGGGCUUGAGGAUGAACGGGGACGGAGGGGCUGUGCGGGAGAGCCAACGCACGACGACGGGGAGCAGCAGCGGGACGCGGAGGCCCAGGAGAAGAACGAGAACUCGGAUACUGUCACGAAAGACGUCGAAAGCCCCCGUGAGCCCGGGCACGGCUGCACGAGUCUCGGCGAACCGCUCACAACGUCCCCUCCAGAAACCCAGGAGCCCCGGAACGACACGAUCCGCCUCCACCACGUCGUCUGGGGCUCCUCGCCCGUGCUCGACGAACGGCUGUAUAAGAAGCUUUCGCAGCACGCCACGGCCGGAUCGCCCUUCACCGCCACGCGCGAUUUCAUCGGCCGGGAUGUGGAGCCGGGCGGGAGGAGGACGCUAGUGCUCGCGUACUCGAGACCCCCUGGCGCCCCGGCGCGCUGGCUCGUGGUGGACGAGGGCCAGGAGGGGAGGUUCGGCCCGUAGCGAGGCGAGGAUGAGAUUGGGUUCGGGGUCUGCCGGAUUUGGGUAGGACGCUGGGUACCUAGGCGUUGAAGGGGGUUAGUUGGCUGCGAACCUGGGGGGGGAGGUUGG
Hypoxylon fragiforme is the source of this 1258-nucleotide messenger RNA. RefSeq lists its product as uncharacterized. The transcript is spliced from 2 exons. The record is from RefSeq and is a predicted model, not a curated record. The coding region runs from base 314 to 1150 and encodes 278 amino acids. Lineage: Eukaryota; Fungi; Ascomycota; Sordariomycetes; Xylariales; Hypoxylaceae.